UGCGCGACUCCGGGCAGCUCCUCGGUGAUCGGCCCCGCCGGGUGGCCAAGAGCUCCGCCCGGGGGCGCCCCGGGGUCCCUGUUGCUACGGGCGCCGAGGGGGCGGAUCCCGCCCGGGCCGGCCAGGGCCGAGGGAGACACCCCAAGAGCCCCGCGCCCUGGCAUCAUGUGCCACGCCGCGCCUCCUCCAGGGCCUGGGGCUGCACGGUCUGCUCGCUGAGCCCCCUGCGGUUCUCACCGCAGAGAGUGGCACCGAGAAGGAGGAGGAGGAGGCGACACCCGGGAGAGCAGCGCCCGGACCGAUUCCGCCGCCUCUCCGCCCCCGAGAGCUGGCGGCUCCCGGGUUCUCCAGCCUUAUCAUGCUCUGGGCGCCAGCCGGGUUUUAGGAGAAACUGAGACGCCGGCCGGAGCGAGUCCCGGCAAUUCUUUGGUUGCUAAGUGUGAGAGAAGACACUCAGGAUGGCUCAGGGAUCCGGGGACCAGAAAGCAGUGGGGAUCGCUGAUCCAGAAGAGAGUUCUCCCAACAUGAUUGUCUACUGCAAAAUCGAGGACAUCAUUACCAAGAUGCAAGAUGACAAGACAGGGGGUGUACCCAUCAGAACAGUUAAGAGCUUUCUCUCCAAAAUCCCCAGUGUCGUCACAGGUACGGACAUUGUGCAGUGGCUCAUGAAGAACCUUUCCAUUGAGGACCCAGUUGAAGCAAUACACCUGGGAAGCCUUAUCGCCGCCCAGGGCUACAUCUUCCCAAUCUCAGACCAUGUCCUCACCAUGAAAGACGAUGGCACCUUUUACCGUUUCCAGGCUCCUUACUUCUGGCCUUCAAACUGCUGGGAACCUGAGAACACUGACUAUGCCAUCUACCUCUGUAAGAGGACAAUGCAGAACAAGGCGAGACUGGAACUGGCAGAUUACGAAGCAGAAAAUUUGGCAAGACUCCAGAGGGCCUUUGCAAGGAAGUGGGAAUUCAUCUUUAUGCAAGCAGAGGCACAAGUGAAGAUUGAUCGGAAAAAGGAUAAGACAGAAAGGAAAAUUUUGGAUAGUCAAGAACGGGCCUUUUGGGAUGUCCACAGGCCAGUGCCAGGCUGUGUGAACACAACGGAAAUGGAUAUCAGAAAAUGUCGACGUUUGAAGAAUCCUCAAAAGGUUAAAAAGUCAGUGUAUGGUGUGACUGAAGAGUCCCAGUCACAGAGUCCAGUGCACAUACCAAGCCAGCCAAUCAGAAAAACAACAAAGGAUGACAUUCGAAAACAGAUAUCAUUUUUGAACGCACAGAUUGACAGACAUUGUUUGAAAAUGUCCAAAGUGGCUGAAAGCUUAAUCGCUUACACAGAGCAGUAUGUGGAGUAUGACCCUUUCAUCACGCCAGCAGAGCCAUCUAAUCCUUGGAUCAGCGAUGACAUCACUUUAUGGGACAUAGAGAUGAGCAAAGAGCCCAGUCAGCAGCGAGUAAAACGAUGGGGCUUCUCUUUUGACGAGAUGCUGAAGGACCAGGUGGGGCGGGACCAGUUCCUUCGAUUCCUGGAGUCGGAAUUCAGUUCAGAAAAUCUCAGGUUCUGGCUGGCUGUCCAAGAUCUCAAGAAGCAACCUCUGCAGGAUGUAGCCAAGAGGGUGGAGGAGAUCUGGCAGGAGUUCCUAGCUCCCGGGGCCCCAAGUGCAAUCAACCUGGACUCUCACAGCUAUGAGAUAACCAGUCAGAAUGUCAAAGAUGGAGGGAGAUACACAUUUGAAGAUGCCCAGGAGCACAUCUACAAGCUGAUGAGGAGUGACAGCUACGCCCGCUUCCUGCGGUCCAAUGCUUACCAGGACCUGUUGCUGGCCAAGAAGAAGCCAGAAAGUGAGCAAGGUCGUAGAACUUCCCUAGAAAAGUUCACUCGCAGUGUGUGCUGCUGGCGCAGAGUCAGAAUGGCCGCCGCGUUUCACCCCCGAGGUGGCUUCCUUCCAGCAGUGGGGAAAGUCGCUGGCGGGCAAGCGCCUCACGGGCCUGAUGCAGUCCUCCUGACCGCCCCCACCGCAGGGCCUGGGCCUGCAGAGCACCCCGGCAGACGGCGUUCCUCAUCCACCGACAGAGCUUCCUUGAGGGGAGAUUUGGUCACUGUGAAGGAGAAAGAGUGAAGGCCAGGGACAGCCAUGGUGGGGAGAUGUGGUGGGUGAAUGGGGAGACCAGAGAGAAAGAGUCUACCGGUGCUGGGCCAGCCGGGGAGAGGCCUCUGUUGACAGCCUCUCUCUUGUACAGUCUCGCACCGAUGCUCACUCUCUCCAAGGGCCCAUUUCUAACUUGGUCAGAGAAUGUCUCACGGGGUUCCUGUCUGACUGUCACUUGAGACGUUAACCUCACCUGUCCAGUCGUCUGGGGAAUCAUGCCUUCUAGCAAACUUCAGAGGGGUGAGCGGACCUGGGCACAUAGUAUUAUGCAUCACCUCCUUCCUCUCUCUGAUGCACUCACAGUGCUCACUGCCACCUGCCUUCCCCCCACUGGUAGCCGCCCGGGUAUAGCGGGUGCACGACAGACACUGCUUUCACAUAAAAUGUCAAAAAUCCCAUCUUCAGCACUGAUGGCACGUCAAGUUCUUUCCACCCUCUCUGAGACCAAAUUGUAAAGCGGUCUCUGUGGGUACGGUGGCCACCUCUGGUGCCAUAAAUGCCCAAGGGUCCAGAGCUCAAAGAGGCACCAGUGCAGAUGAUGGAGUGUGUUGCUUAAACACCGAAGGUUCUGGUGACAAUCUUUUAAAAAUAUUAUUUCUGCUUGUCUCAUGAUUUUGACCCUUGCACCUUGGUUUGUUCCCUCAUGUUUCACUCGAAAUAAACAUGGCCAUGAACUCA
Molecule: messenger RNA, 2819 nt
Organism: Onychomys torridus (southern grasshopper mouse)
Lineage: Eukaryota; Metazoa; Chordata; Mammalia; Rodentia; Cricetidae
Gene: Rgs6
Product: regulator of G protein signaling 6
Exons: 19
Coding region: 459-2111 (550 amino acids)
Biological process (GO): regulation of G protein-coupled receptor signaling pathway; G protein-coupled receptor signaling pathway; intracellular signal transduction
Molecular function (GO): GTPase activator activity
Source: RefSeq, a predicted model, not a curated record